This is a messenger RNA of Condylura cristata (star-nosed mole), 5773 nucleotides long. RefSeq names its product AT hook, DNA binding motif, containing 1 (gene AHDC1). NCBI's taxonomy places the organism in Eukaryota, Metazoa, Chordata, Mammalia, Eulipotyphla, Talpidae. The record is from RefSeq and is a predicted model, not a curated record. The coding region runs from base 584 to 5488 and encodes 1634 amino acids. The transcript has 9 exons.
CAGAGAGACAGACAGACAGCCAGAGAGGGAGGGAGGAGGGCGGAGGAGGAGCAGGAGGAGGACUACGCGGGGCGCGUUCCCUCCCAGCCGGGCGCCCGCGUCGCUGCCGCCGCCGGAAGACAGACGCCCCCCAAAGCCUCUUGCCUGGCUCGGACCCACGGAGCCGGCAGCCCAGCACUCCGAUGGGAGCUUGCCUGCCUGUUUCCCUGUUGGCCUGGACCCCAGAGCCUGUCCAGCUGAGCGUGUGCAGAGAGCCCUGGGUACGGGGUGACUCUCGGGCUACUGCGGAGACCACCCCGGAGUCACUGGUGAAGACAGAUCUUUCUUGCUAAGCCUGGCCUGUCUGCAGAGCCUGCUCAGGCGCUGUCCAAGCCCCCUCGGCCUGGGCUCAGGCCGGAGCCACUCCACAGCACCCCCAGCGGACAGCUAGCAAGUGGCAGAGCCCCCAGGCUUGGGGGCCCUCGCUCUCCCAGAGCUCUCCAGUGACAGCCCAGGCGGCAGAGCCGAGGGUCCUGGUCCCGGCUUCUCGCACCCUCAUGUCAGCCCCGGCCCCGCCCGGCGGCCCGCGGAGGACAAGGUCAGGAUGCGUGUGAAGCCCCAGGGCCUGGUGGUGACUUCCAGUGCCGUGUGCAGCUCUCCUGACUACCUCCGGGAGCCCAAGUACUACCCCGGCAGCCCCCCCACCCCCCGGCCUUUGCUUCCCACCCGGCCCCCUGCCAGCCCACCCGACAAGGCCUUCGCCCACACCUUCUCCGAGAACCCACGCCCACCCCCUCGCCGGGACCCCAGCACCCGGCGCCCACCAGUCCUUGCCAAGGGGGACGAUCCGCUGCCCCCUCGGGCAGCCCGGCCAGUCUCCCAGGCCCGCUGCCCCACACCCGCCGGAGACGGCAGCAGCUCCCGACGUCGCUGGGACAACGGGCGGGUGAACCUGCGUCCAGUGGUGCAGCUGAUCGACAUCAUGAAGGACCUGACGCGGCUCUCCCAAGACCUGCAGCACAGUGGCGUGCACCUGGACUGUGGGGGCCUCCGGCUCAGCCGCCCGCCCGCUCCGCCUCCCGGUGACCUUCAGUACAGCUUCUUCUCCUCCCCCAGCCUGGCCAACAGCAUCCGCAGCCCUGAGGAGCGGGCCACCCCCCACGCCAAGUCCGAGCGGCCCGGCCACCCCCUCUACGAGCCCGAGCCUGAGCCUAGGGACAGUCCCCAGCCAGGCCAAGGCCACAGUCCCGGGGCCACAGCCGCAGCCACUGGUCUGCCCCCAGAGCCUGAGCCAGACGGCCCCGAUUACUCAGAACUGGCCGACGCUGACAUCCUCAGUGAGCUGGCCUCCCUCACCUGCCCUGAGGCCCAGCUCCUGGAGGCCCAGGCCCUCGAGCCGCCCUCGCCUGUGCCGGAGCCUCAGCUCCUGGACCCCCAGCCCCGCUUCCUGGACCCACAGACCCUUGAGCCGCUUGGGGAAGCUCUGGAGCUGCCGCCCCUGCAGCCUCUUGCCGACCCUCUGGGGCUGCCGGGUCUGGCCCUCCAGGCCCUGGAUACCCUGCCCGACUCCCUGGAGUCACAGCUGCUUGACCCUCAGGCACUUGACCCCCUGCCCAAGCUGCUUGACGUCUCUGGCCGCCGUCUGGAGCCCCAGCAGCCCCUGGGGCCCUGCCCACUGGCCGAGCCGUUGCACCUGGACUUAUGCUCACCCCAUGGCCCCACCGGGCCUGAGGGUCACCCCAAGUACGCCUUGCGGCGCACUGAUAGGCCAAAGAUCCUGUGUCGCCGGCGGAAGGGAAAGGUGAGGCCGGUGAGGUUGUUGACGCCUGGCACGGCAGGCACAGAGGGCACCGUGGGCAAGCCGGUGGCCAGAGGCUGCGGCGCCCCCCCGCCGCCGCCGCCACCCCCGCCGCCGCCGCCCGGAGGGCCACCACAGGCAGGCUUGGGAGAGCUAGGUCCGGCGAUGCAACACCGAAGCACAGGGGCCGAGCCCCCGCCGCCGCCGCCGCCGCCACCCCCUGCCCUGCCAGGCCCAGGCCCAGUCCCGGAGCUGGAGCCAGAAUCUUCCCAGACCCCGGUCGUCCCUCCCCGCAAAGGCAAGUGCCGAGGCGUCCGACGCAUGGUGGUGAAGAUGGCCAAGAUCCCCGUGUCGCUGGGGCGGCGGAACAAGACCACAUACAAGGUGUCGUCCCUGAGCAGCAGCCUGAGCGUGGAGGGCAAGGAGCUGGGCCUGCGGGUGUCCACAGAGCCCACCCCGCUGCUGAAGAUGAAGAACAACGGGCGCAACGUGGUGGUGGUCUUCCCCCCCGGCGAGAUGCCCAUUAUCCUCAAGCGCAAGCGGGGCCGCCCGCCCAAGAACCUGCUGCUGGGCCCCGGCAAGCCCAAGGAGCCGGCCGUGGUGGCGGCGGAGGCGGCCACCGUGGCGGCGGCCACCAUGGCCAUGCCCGAGGUGAAGAAGCGGCGGCGGCGGAAGCAGAAGCUGGCGUCGCCCCAGCCGUCCUACGCCGCGGACGCCAACGACAGCAAGGCCGAGUACUCGGACGUCCUGGCCAAGCUGGCCUUCCUGAACCGCCAGAGCCAGUGCGCCGGGCGCUGCUCGCCGCCCCGCUGCUGGACCCCCAGCGAGCCCGAGUCGGUGCACCAGGCCCCCGACACGCAGAGCAUCUCCCACUUCCUGCACCGCGUCCAGGGCUUCCGACGGCGCGGCGGCAAGGCGGGCGGCUUCGGUGGCCGGGGCGGGGGCCACGCGGCCAAGGCCGCCCGAUGCUCCUUCAGUGACUUCUUCGAGGGCAUCGGCAAGAAGAAGAAGGUGGUGACGGUGGCGGCUGCCGGGAUCGGGGCGCCCGGCCUCACCGAGCUGGGGCACCCGCGCAAACGCGGCCGCGGGGAGGUGGAUGCCGCGACCGGGAAGCCCAAACGCAAGAGGCGAUCCCGGAAGAACGGGACUCUGUUCCCGGAGCAGGUGCCCAGCGGGCCAGGCUUCGGGGAGGCGGGUGCGGAGUGGGCCGGGGACAAGGGCGGUGCGUGGGCCCCCCACCACGGGCACCCGGGUGGGCAGGCGGGCCGGAACUGCGGGUUCCAGGGGACCGAGGCCCGGGCUUUCGCCUCCGCCGGGCUGGACAGUGGGACUUCGGGCCGGGGCGGCUACUACAGCACGGGCACCCCCGCGGGCCAGACCGAGCUCAGCCAGGAGCGCCAGAACCUCUUCACCGGCUACUUUCGCUCACUGCUCGAUUCGGACGACUCCUCCGACCUCUUGGACUUCGCCCUGUCGGCCUCUCGCCCGGAAUCCCGGAAGGCGUCGGGUACCUACGCGGGGCCCCCCACCAGCACCCUGCCUGCCCAGCGGGGCCUGGCCACCUUCCCCAGCCGGGGGGCCAAGGCCAGCCCAGUGGCAGUGGGCAGCGGUGGCACUGGGACAGAGCCCUCCUUCCAGCCUGUCCUGCCCGCCCGCCAGACCUUCCCCCCGGGCCGGGCGGCGAGCUAUGGGAUAACCCCAGCCACUUCCGACUGCCGGGCGGCCGAGACCUUCCCGAAGCUGGCUCCCCCUCCCUCGGCGGUGGCCCGCUCACCCACCGCCCACCCGCCCGCCAGCACCUACCCCCCCCAGUACAGCGGCUACGGGGCCGGACAGGGCGUAUUCGCCCCGGCCAAGCCCUUCACGGGCCAGGACUGCGCUAACAACAAAGACUGCAGCUUCGCCUACGGCAGCGGCAACAGCCUGCCCGCCUCGCCCAGCAGCGCCCACAGUGCCGGCUACGCCCCAGCGCCUGGCGGUGGCCCCUGCCUGCCGCCCAGCAAGGCCUCCUUCUUCAACAGCUCUGAGGGUGCCCCUUUCUCCGGUUCAGUCCCCACACCCCUCCGCUGCGACAGCCGGGCCAGCACCGUCUCGCCCGGCGGCUACAUGGUGCCCAAGGGCACCACGGCGUCUGCCGCCUCCGCGGCCUCUGCUGCCUCCUCCUCCUCCUCCUCCUUCCAGCCCUCGCCUGAGAACUGUCGGCAGUUUGUGGGGGCUUCUCAGUGGCCUUUCCGGCAGGGCUACGGAGGCCUGGACUGGGCCUCGGAGGCCUUCAGUCAGCUCUACAAUCCCGGGUUCGACUGCCACGUCAGCGAGCCUAACGUGAUCCUGGACAUCUCCAACUACACGCCCCAGAAGGUGAAGCAGCAGACGGCGGUGUCCGAGACCUUCUCCGAGUCGUCCUCCGACAGCACCCAGUUCAAUCAGCCGGUCGGUGGCGGCUUCAGGCGUGCCAACAGCGAGGCCUCCAGCAGUGAGGGCCAGUCGAGCCUGUCCAGCCUGGAGAAACUGAUGAUGGACUGGAAUGAGGCGUCGUCCGCCCCGGGCUACAACUGGAACCAGAGCGUCCUCUUCCAGAGCAGCUCCAAGCCCGGCCGCGGACGGCGGAAGAAGGUGGACCUGUUUGAGGCCUCCCACCUGGGCUUCCCGUCGUCGGCCUCGGCCACGGCCUCGGGCUACCCGUCCAAGCGGAGCACUGGACCCCGGCAGCCACGGGGUGGACGAGGCGGUGGGGCCUGCUCAGCUAAGAAGGAGCGGGGUGGUGCGGCAGCCAAGGCCAAGUUCAUCCCCAAACCGCAGCCGGUCAACCCGCUGUUCCAGGACAGCCCAGACCUCGGCUUGGACUACUAUAGCGGAGACAGCAGCAUGUCACCGCUGCCCUCACAGUCGAGGGCCUUCGGGGUGGGCGAGCGAGACCCCUGUGACUUCAUGGGACCCUACUCCAUGAACCCGUCCACGCCAUCCGAUGGCACCUUCGGCCAAGGUUUCCACUGCGAUUCGCCCAGCCUGGGCGCCCCUGAGCUAGACGGCAAGCAUUUCCCGCCACUGGCCCACCCACCCACAGUGUUUGAUGCUGGCCUGCAGAAGGCAUACUCACCCACCUGCUCACCCACACUGGGCUUCAAAGAAGAGCUGCGGCCGCCACCCACAAAGCUGGCUGCCUGUGAGCCCCUCAAGCACGGGCUCCAGGGGGCUACUCUGGGCCACGCGGCUGCAGCCCAGGCUCACCUGAGCUGCCGGGACCUGCCGCUGGGCCAGCCCCACUAUGACUCUCCCAGCUGCAAGGGUACGGCGUAUUGGUACCCGCCGGGCUCGGCUGCCCGCAGCCCGCCCUAUGAAGGCAAGGUGGGUACAGGGCUGCUAGCUGACUUCCUGGGCAGGACGGAGGCUGCGUGCCUCAGUGCCCCACACCUGGCUAGCCCACCGGCCACGCCCAAGGCCGACAAGGAGCCACUGGAGAUGGCCCGGCCGCCCGGCCCACCCCGUGGCCCCGCUGCAGCCGCUGCUGGCUAUGGCUGCCCGCUCCUUAGUGACUUGACCCUGUCCCCAGUGCCGAGGGACUCGCUGCUGCCCCUGCAGGAUACUGCCUACAGGUAUCCAGGCUUUAUGCCGCAGGCGCAUCCUGGCCUCGGUGGGGGCCCCAAGAGCGGCUUCCUGGGGCCCAUGGCGGAACCUCACCCUGAGGACACAUUCACCGUCACCUCCCUGUAGUGCCAACUGAAGUGCCGACUGGACCUCGAGGUUUUGUUCCUGGCUUUCAGAAAACCAACGCCAAGACCCCUCCCAGCGUCCACAGCGUCUUCUGGCAGGAGCGCCUGCCCCUCUGCCUCCAGCCCCACCCCACCUGCAUCCCUGCAGUCCGUCUUCCCCCUCCCCCUCCCCGCCCAUCUCCUCCACGCAGAAGCCGAAGGUGAGCCCUUUCUGCACAAAACCAGCAAUUGUAAAUACUUUUUAAAAAUGUAUAAAACUUAAAAACAAAACACAGUUUUAGAAAAA